This is a messenger RNA of Papaver somniferum (opium poppy), 438 nucleotides long. RefSeq lists its product as uncharacterized. NCBI's taxonomy places the organism in Eukaryota, Viridiplantae, Streptophyta, Magnoliopsida, Ranunculales, Papaveraceae. The record is from RefSeq and is a predicted model, not a curated record. The transcript is spliced from 2 exons. The coding region runs from base 1 to 438 and encodes 145 amino acids.
AUGACGAUAAACAAGAGCCAAGGUCAGAGUAUCGACAACGUCGGAAUCUAUCUUCCAAACCCAAUUUUCAAUCAUGGACAGCUCUACGUCGCAGUCUCGAGGACAACAAGCCGAAAUGGAUUGAAGAUUUUAAUUGAUAAAUCAAAGGAUAUCGUGCCAGAAGGUUAUACACAGAAUGUGGUGUACAGAGAAAUAUUUAAAAAUUUGCAACAGAAACAAAAAAGAAGUAUGAUGCAAGAAAAGACGCCUGUUAUAAAUCAGUUGGGAAAAAAACAAAAUAAUGACGAGGAGAUAAAUGAAAGCAAUGACGAGGGUCAGAAGACUGAUGACGAAACGCCAAUGUUAGCUGCAGAUAGUGAUACUGAAAUGUCAAUGUUGGUUGAGAAUAGUGACGAUGAAAUGUCACUGUUUAUCAAGGAUAUUGACGACGAUGAAUAA